AUAUAUGUACAUGUGUUCACAUAAUCACCGUACAAUGUAACUGAAGUGAAUCGCUCAAAAGUCACAUUUUGCAUUUACACCAAUCCGGUUCCUAUUAUAUCAUACAGAAUUAUUCCAAAAUAGAAUUUCUGCUGUUGAUGCAUUUGUGCUGAGAGCUAUAUUACAUAGUCUGUGUUCGGUGUUUUUCCGAAUGACCGAAACGUGUUUGAUGAACAUUUCUUUUUUAAUUCAAUCCGAAUAGGAAUUUCGAAUUGACAACACAAAUAAAUAAUAUAUCGGAGCGCUCAGAGUAAACGAAAUCAAUUAACAUGUUAUUAAGACUGACCAAUUUGUCGAAGACAUUGUUAUCGAAACAUAAACAGUUCGCAACAGCGUAUAAAUCGCACAAACAACUAUUUACAUCGACUACGAAUCGAGAUCAACGUCAAUAUUCAACUAGUAUACCGCUCAACGAACAAAUAGUCACACCAUAUCCACCAUUAUCUAAGCCAUUAGAUGGAUUGCCGCUCGUUGAGUAUGCAAAACCAACGAUUGGACCGCGCGAAACUCAAAUAACAACACUACCAAAUGGAUUGAGAGUUGCAUCAGAAAGUCGAUUCGGUCAAUUUUGCACAAUUGGAGUUGUAGUUGACUCAGGACCAAGAUAUGAAGUGGCAUUCCCGAGUGGUGUUUCACAUUUCUUGGAGAAAUUAGCUUUUCAUUCAACUCAAGAGUUUUCGGACAAAGAUAAAAUUUUACGUGCUAUGGAAAAACAUGGUGGAAUAUGUGAUUGUCAAAGUUCACGCGACACAUUUAUUUAUGCAUCGAGUGCCGAUCGUCGUGGUAUUGAGACUGUAACACGAGUAUUGGCCGAAGCGGUACUCCGUCCAAAACUUGAAGAAUUUGAAAUUGAUUUUGCACGACAAGCGGUGCUAUUCGAAUUGGAAACACUUAAUAUGCGACCGGAACAAGAACCAAUUCUAAUGGAUCGAAUUCAUGCGGCCGCUUAUCGUGGUAAUACAUUGGGCUUACCAAAACUAUGUCCACAAGAAAAUGCAGAGAAAAUUGACAGAGACGUAUUAUUAUCAUUUUUGCAAUUGCAUCACACACCAUCACGUAUGGUUGUGGCCGGCGUUGGUGUCGAUCACGAUGAACUCGUUAAACAUGUUGAAAAAUAUUUCACAAUGGAAAGUACAUGGGAAUUGGAGACGCUAAAAAAUACAAGCAUUACUACAGUAGAUAAAUCAGUCGCCCAAUACACUGGCGGAGAGAUCAAAGAAGAAUGUGAUAUUCCAAUUUUCACGGCAGCUGGUUUGCCGGAGCUGGCGCAUGUUGUGAUUGGCCUAGAAGGAACAUCACAUCAAGAUCCAGAUUUUGUAGCAGUGUGUGUGCUGAAUUUGAUGAUGGGCGGCGGUGGAUCAUUUUCGGCCGGAGGACCUGGAAAAGGAAUGUACAGUCGAUUGUAUAGAAAUGUAUUGAAUCAAUAUCAUUGGAUGUACAGUGCAACUGCCUCAAAUCACGUUUAUGUAGACAGUGGACUUUUCUGCAUUCAUGUCAGCGCACCACCACAACAUAUUGGCAAUGCAGUUAAAGUAAUAACACGUGAAAUGGUUGCAAUGGCAUUAGAACCCGGUUCGGAGGAAUUACGACGUGCCAAGACACAGCUACAAUCGGUACUGCUCAUGAAUUUGGAAGCAAGACCAGUCGUUUUUGAAGACAUUGUACGGCAAGUUCUUGUCACCGGAACACGCAAAAAACCAGAACAUUUCAUGGAAGCAAUUGAAAAAAUAACCGCAGAAGACAUUCAACGUGUAGCAAAACGUAUACUCUCGUCACCACCAUCAUUGGCAGCUCGCGGAAAUAUUAAAGGAAUACCGGAGCUCAAAGACAUUCAAAAUGGCUUGAUGAAUAGUGACGGAAGUUUUUCGAAAUCAACAUUAAAUCGAUUACCAAAUUUUUCAUUAUUCAGAUAAAAUAACGGACAAUUUUUGUGUACAAUUAAUAUAAUAAAUCCUACCCAAAAAAAAUUGAAAAAUUGAGGUGUAAUUUCCAAUAAUAAAUUCAUUUUGACGUUCAAAAAAAAGUUUUGCAAAGUAA
Messenger RNA from Contarinia nasturtii (swede midge), 2076 nucleotides. RefSeq names its product mitochondrial-processing peptidase subunit alpha. Gene Ontology annotation, cellular component: mitochondrion. Gene Ontology annotation, molecular function: metal ion binding; metalloendopeptidase activity. NCBI's taxonomy places the organism in Eukaryota, Metazoa, Arthropoda, Insecta, Diptera, Cecidomyiidae. The record is from RefSeq and is a predicted model, not a curated record. The transcript has 6 exons. The coding region runs from base 309 to 1952 and encodes 547 amino acids.